Messenger RNA from Mercenaria mercenaria, 7978 nucleotides. RefSeq names its product tyrosine-protein phosphatase non-receptor type 4-like. NCBI's taxonomy places the organism in Eukaryota, Metazoa, Mollusca, Bivalvia, Venerida, Veneridae. The record is from RefSeq and is a predicted model, not a curated record. The coding region runs from base 310 to 3645 and encodes 1111 amino acids. Gene Ontology annotation, cellular component: cytoplasmic side of plasma membrane; cytoskeleton; cytoplasm. Gene Ontology annotation, molecular function: cytoskeletal protein binding; protein tyrosine phosphatase activity. The transcript is spliced from 14 exons. Gene Ontology annotation, biological process: protein dephosphorylation.
UUUAUCAUAAUGUCACACUUGAGUUAUGCAGAAAGAUGUUUUCCUGUUUCAAGAUAUCUCGAUAUGUUAGGAUAGGGGAUUAAAACUGACGCUGUCUAUAUUUUAAAAGCGUCAUUAAGGAAUGUAAACAGUUGUAAGCGAACUUAGUGGAAAAGUUUAUAGUGGAACUUAAAAAAUGAACUAGACUAAAUAUUAACUGAAUACAAAGAAAGCGGAAAAAAAAACUUUUUAUAAAUCGAAACUAGUGACAUAGAGCUAUGGAGGACUUUUCAAGAUUCCAAGCGAAAUUGACAGGUGUUGGAUAAAAGAAUGGUGUACAUGGCAGAGGACAAACAAAAAGAUGAGAAUAAUGGCAAAAAUCUGUCUCAAAUUGAAGCUGAACGAGUUGAACUUGCAGAUAGUGAGGUGUUUGACGAUGAAUCUGAAAAAAAAAAGUCAAGAUAUUCAUUUCCACUCGGCAAUAAAAUGAUGACAAUGGAAGACGAAUUUGACAGUUUCCAAAGACCUAGGUCUUUUUCUGAUGCUUCAUUAAGCAGUGGAAGACAUGAUUUUAAAACACUGAAAGGUACUUUUUAUGUUGAUGGAAAGACAUCAAUGAAAGUGUUUGUACGUAGAGAAAGUCAAGUGAUUUCAAGAACUGAUGAACAUAGUACGAUUGCGGUGGCUGAAGAUGCUCUUUCAAAGGCACAUAUUGACAGGCAUAGCCUUCAGCUUUGGUCACGACCUAAGGAAAAGGUUUUAAGUUUAGAUGAUAUAAAUGACAGAACUGUAGUGAGUCAAGGUGCACCAGCUAAACCAAGGUUGCCAUCAAACUACAGGCAAUAUUUAAAUGAGCAGUUAAAACUUUAUCAUGAAACAAAUGAUAAGUGGAGAAAUUCUGGCGGGAAUUUACAGGAAUCUCAUUCAAAAAGUAACAACUUGCCAGGCAAAAGUGUUGAAAGAUCGGAUAAAUACAAAAACACUAAUCAGAGUGGAAAAUCUAGAUCUCGGGAUACUGGAAGUGAAGUUAAAAUAAAACCACCUGUUGGAAAUCUUCGGAGAGGUAGAUCGUCUGUUUCAGAACUUACAUCUAGACCCAGUAGUGUCAUUUAUAGACAUUUCGAUCCACAGUUACAGUCAGAACUUCUCAAGAAGGAGCUAGAUAGUUUAAGAAUCUCUAAAAAUGUAAGGAAGAAAUCUGAAACAAUGAGACAGUGGAUUGAAAGUGGGUCAAGACCAAAGUCUACUAGUGAUCUACAUGUCAGAUUUUCAGAUGAAAUAACAGUGAAAGAACUUACAGAUUCUGAUAAAGAUAUAGAAAAGCAAAGGAACAAAAUACUGCCAAAGCAGUCUAAAUCAUUAGAUAUUUCUAAGAAAGAUUACAAAACUGGGGAUAAUAAUGGGGAUAGAAAAACUCACUUAGCAUACCCACAAAGUGGGGCUUUUGACAGUAAGUUACAGAAUGAUUCUAGGGGAAGACAGGAUGAUAGAACAGUAGAUACUUGCACUAAAACCUAUGGAUCUAGAGGGCCAGGUAUCACCAGAGGUCAAGUUCCAGUUAGGUCAAAAUCUGCCACAGCAUUAGGAAGGAAUAGAGAUGUUUCAAGACAAGCUGGGGAUUGGAAACCUUUACAAGAAAGCCAGAAAACUCAACUCUCUAAAUCAGCAUCUAACUUACAGCGGAGACAGAAUACAAUUACCAAGUUUAACUACUCUACUGUGGAACUAAAACGAGAAAAUGUAAGAGCAAAAUACUAUCAGAGUGACAAAAAGAACAGAAUAGAAUCAUUUUCACCUGGUUUAGAUGAUGUAGUAACAGCUCAUUCCAAAGCUAGUAAUUUGCAAAACAUUGAUCUCAGAGUUGGUGCUAAUACAGCUGAUCUCAAAGAUACAAAAGCAAUAGGUGACAAUAGAUCUGAUGAAGAAAAAUAUGCGGCUUUGUCACGGAGUAAAAUUCUUCAUACAAAAUCAUCAUCAUUUGACAAUCAGUUGAAGCAGAAUUCUGGAAAAAUACACGAUGGACAAGCAGAGCCAAAAUAUGACAAUAGUCUGUCAAAACAUGGUCAUAAACCUGGUGCUGAAAAUUUGGCAGAAAGAAUGAAAUUGACGUUCAAUUUAGAUAAAAUUGCUCAAAAGUCAAAUAAUACUGGUGCUCAAAGUGUACAUAAACCAAAAUACAAAGACAGUAAGGCAAAGAAAGGUGAUACUGAUCUCUCAUAUAGUGAUAGUGAAUAUAUAGUUAAGAAAGGUGCUAAAAAUGCUCACAAUGUGCCAAAUGUAGGGUCCAAUACUUCCCAGCAAGGGAAGAUCGUGCUUAGACAGUGUAGAAUUGGUGAAGAUGUUGUGUUCGGAUUAGUUGCUGUUCAAGACAGUGCGGCAAAAGCACACAAAGCUAAGCCUAAUGGCAAUGGUUACCUUGAUGGACAGGGUCUGGUUACCAUCCGGAUGAUACCGGAUGAACAGGGCAGAUUUGGCUUUAAUGUCAAGGGUGGGGCAGAUCAGGGUAUGCCUAUUAUUGUAUCACGGGUGGCGCCCAACACUCCAGCAGACAACGCUAUACCUCGCCUUAACGAGGGGGACCAGGUGCUGUUUAUAAAUGGCAGAGAUGUCUCCCAACAUACUCACGAACAGGUUGUGCUAUUUAUAAGACAAUCGAGGGAGUCUCGAACGAAGAAUCUUAAUUUGGUUGUAAGGCCAAAUGCAUAUUCUGCGGACGAUAAUUCGGAUGAGCCCGACUUUGUCUACGAUCCGGAAACUCACCAAAUAUCUAGUGCUACUUCUGGAGCCAAUGCUUUAGAUCUGUCCCUUAAAUUAUUAGAAGAAAGUUUAGAAAGUGGUGCCGCUCUUGCUCAAUUUGAACAAUUAUAUAGAAAGAAACCAGGUAUGACUAUGAAUAUUGCACGGUUAGAAACCAACGUACCAAAGAACAGAUACAGAGAUAUAUCACCUUAUGACCAGACAAGAGUGAUGAUUAAGAAUGGAAAUAGUGGUGAUUAUAUCAAUGCUAACUAUGUAAAUAUGGAAAUCCCAGUGUCCGGUAUAUUGAACCGGUAUAUAGCUGCUCAGGGUCCGUUACCGACAACGUGUAUAGACUUCUGGCAGAUGGUCUGGGAACAACAAUCUACACUAGUCGUCAUGCUUACUACCAAGGUGGAGCGUGGUCGUAUAAAAUGUCACCAGUACUGGCCCGACCUGUACGAGACCUCAGAUUACGGCCAUCUACAGAUCACAUGUGUGAAAGAGGAGGAGUCAGCCUCAUUUGCAUUUAGGGAAUUUAAUUUAACACAUGUAGAGUCCCAGGAAGAGAGGCAUAUAUCUCACAUGCAGUAUAUUGCAUGGCCAGAUCAUGGUGUACCAGAUGAUCCCGCAGAUUUCCUUGACUUUGUACAGAAAGUACGGCAAAAACGGGUCGGUCUUGUAGAACCCUCAAUAGUCCAUUGUAGUGCUGGUAUAGGUAGAACUGGUGUAUUAAUCACCAUGGAAACAGCAAUGUGUCUUAUAGAAGCUAAUCAGCCUGUAUAUCCAUUGUCUAUAGUUAGGCAGAUGAGAGACCAGAGAGCAAUGUUAAUACAGACUCCGAACCAGUAUAAGUUUGUAUGUGAGGCAAUCAUUAGAUGUUAUAAUGAGGGAAUAGUAAAACCUUUACCAGAGUACCAACAGAGAUGAUAGCAAGCUUGGUUGUGGUGUGAAAUACUGCUGUCAAGUACAUUCUAGCAUUUUCGUAUGUAAAGGGACAUCACUCUUGCCCUCAUAGUCAUUACAUGACUCAGCAUUUUUAGACUGAACGCUGUGUUUGGUGCCAGUUCAGUCAAAGACUUUACCUUAUGGAAAAGAGGCUGGAAUUGUUGAUUUUUUGUAGUGUAUGGCAUUAUGACAUGUGACUUUUUUGUGACACAUUGUUGCAUAGAAUAUUGCCAUGUAAUUCACAGAUAAAUACUGAAUUAAAAUUUUGUGAUCAUUCCAAGGUAGAUUGUGUAUGUCCUUGAUGCAGGCCAGAUCUGUGUACCUAGAAGUUUGGAGUUAAUGAAACAAACUUCACACUGAAACUGAUCAGAAAAGAAAUGCAGGUGGAUCUUGAAAAUGAAAAACAAACUAAAUUACAUGGAAACUGACAGACAGUGGAAGGAUAUUAUCAAAAUAAAUAAUAUUCAUAGAGCCAAGUUUUCCACAGUUGCCUAGAUAUUAUUUACAUGGCAAUAAUGGGUUUUGAUACAUGUUUAUUCCUAAACUUUUGUAUAGACAAAGUGGAGGAUUUUUUUUCAUGCAUUGGAGUGGAUACUAGUGAGACACAAACGUACCCUGGGACUUUACACAAGACUUGUUAUUAUAGAUUAAAAAAAUGGUUGUGCAAAAGUUAUUUGUUGAAAACUACAUGUAUUGUGUAUAUGUACAUAGUAUUUAUAUGUUGAUCAUUGUAAAGUAUUAAAGAUAUUUCAGUGAGGUAAUUACAUAAGGUUUAAAAUGUACUUGUUUCCAGUCAGUAUUUUACCAGUUUGUAAAAGUUACCUCCCCUGUACCAUUAUCUUCAUAUCUGAUCAGAUCAGAGUUCUCCUUCGAUUUUGUUUUAUUGCCAAGUUCCAUAUUUGCCAAAGACGUUAAAAGUUGGAAUUGAUUACUGAUUUUUAAAGGAGGGUUUCUAGGAGUACUACAGUUUUGUACUGCCUUUCCAUUUAUUGAAAAAGUAGCUAGAAUACUAGAUUUUGGCCGCAGCAUUAGAAAACCAACAUAGUGUUUGUGACCAGCAUGGAUCCAGACCAGCCUGCGCAUCCGAUGAGAAACUGUUAGUGAACAGCAUGGAUCCUGACCAGACUGUGCAGAUGCACAGGCUGGUCUGGAUCCAUGCUGGUCGCAAAUGCACUGUGUUGGUUUUCUCAUAUUGCGGCUCAUUUUAUGAUAAGUCUUCAAAUGAAAUGUGUGCUAAACAACAUUUAUGAAUUUCUUACAUUUUACUAAUCGAGAAAUUUUUGGAUAGUUGAUGUAAUUCUUUUCUUUGAUGAAAAUUAUGAGAAAACUGGAAACAAACAUAUUUUUCAAACCUUAUGACUUACACUGAACUUGAAUGUUUCUCCACAAUCUGUCGGUUAUGCUUUACAUUACGGUUUCGAGUUCUUUGACACAUAUCAAGUCAUUUUAGGGCGGUUUAUUCAGUAACAUCAGGUGAUUAUCCUUGGGGAAUAAAUAUGACAUGUUGUUAACACAUUACCUGGACUAAAUGUAAAAAUGUGAAGAUAUACCAGUAUUGAUGACAAUUUUGUACAAAAGGAAAUUAAAAAGUGGACACUUACAAUUCCGCACAGUGUUUAACAGACCAUCUACUAACUUAGAAAAUAAAAAGUUAUGAUUUAACAACUCUCCAGUUUACUUCAAAUUUUUCAGAAACAGCCUAAAAACACAAGGUUUAAUUUUUGUGUAUGUCGAAAAUUUGCCAAUAAAAGUGAUCAGUAUAUGACUUGUUUAGGUGAAAUAUACAAAACCAUGAAAUUUGCAAAAAAUGAAUCCCUCAUGAAUAUUUUAGAUUUUGCAGUAUUUAUAUAAAGUCAGUGUGAACUUAAGGCAUUGUAUUUUACUCUGAUUAUUUGAUUAUUUGGUUUACCACCCUGGAGAAUAUUAAACUUGCAAUUAUUAAUUUUUGACUUUUUCAUAUUUAAAGGAGACAUGCCUUUACUACGUUUAUUUAAAGUAUCAGUUAAAUUAAAUCAAAAUAUCUUUUAAUAUUAAGUGCAUGGACUUAGAAAAAUAUUAUCUAAAUAAUAUAUCAUCCAUUAACAAAACUGCACAGGUUGUAGGUUUUUCCUGUAUGCCGUUGUGUGGGUCUUUACAAAAUAAGUAUAUAAAUUGUUUCUGUUUCAAAUAUUAUGGAGACAAAAUUUGCAAUUAGUUGUGAAGCCUUGAAUAAUAAAGGCUUUUUAUAGGUUAUUGAGUAAUAAAUUUGCAAAUUCAAACUGACUGUCAUGUCAGAAUUUUAGAAAUAAAUUACUGCAAUAAUGGGCCAUAGAUUGCCUGCAUUUUCUUAAGUGAUACAAAAUGUGUACUGGCCUAUAACAUUUGUGAUAACAUUUUGUUAAGAUUGAAUAGCCUUUUCUUAUAAGAUUGAAUAGCCUUAUUAGAAUUAUCAUAUACUUGAUUUUUUUUAUAACCAUCCUUUCAAAAGUCAUUAAGCUUGUGGUAUUUUCUUCACGAUUUAAAAAGACAUUUUUACUGCCAUUUUCUUUUUCUAUAUUUAAAGUUGUAUGAAAUAUAAUUGCAGAUGUCUGACCCAGCGUUAUGUAAAAAAAUAAAGAUUUCAUAUUGCUUUGAUAGAAAAAUUAACUACGAAAGGUUUUACAGGAAUGCCUGUAGAGAUUUUUUAUCAAGUGUAUUAUGUUUAUUUUAGCCUGUACUGUGAUCGUCUGUAUUUUCAUGAUUCCAUUUGCCUGUUAUUUAUUUAUAUCAUUUUUCAUGUGCAUUUGUUAAUCUUUUCAUCCCAAUUAUUUGUGCUAUGUGUUUCAUUGUUGGUUUAUGUUUUCACAAAGCAUUUAGUGUAGAAGUUAAAAUUGUUUCAUGUGGUCAUUUAAGUACUUAACCCUUACCAUGCUUGACACGAUUGAUUCUGCCUUUGCAACCAGUGUAGAUCAUGGUCAGCCUGCACAUCCAUGCAGUCUGAUCAUGAUCUGCACUGUUUGCUAUUCAGUCAGUAUCUUUUUGGUAAAACCCCUCUUAACAGUUAAUGGAACUGUCAAAAUUGGAAGAUGGACAAGUUCAUUAUAGAAAUUUAGCAAGGUAAGGGUUAAAGUUGUUUUUACGUGGUCAUUAAAAUACUAAAACAAAGAAAUAAUUGUAAAUAAAUGUUAGUCACAUUUAUUACACUUUUCUCUCUGUUUUAGGAGAGAACACCCUGUCUAACCUUUAAUUUGAUAAUGUACCCUUCUGGAUUGUGGAACAGGAUUUUCUACUUUAGUCAAUAGGGGGUAAGAGAUAGGUGAUCCGAUACUGUUUUGAGCAUACUCAUUCUACCAUCCCUUCUGAAUGUGAACUCUUCCUUUUGUGUCUGAAAGAUGGGACAAGUAUUCCUGUUUUACAGAGAUAUCUGUAGACUAUUUACUAGCCUGUUUUCACACCUUACGUUUUUGUUCAUAGGAGCUAACUGGAGGGUAUUCAAAUUUUUUUAUAUUUAUGCCCCUUGUCUUCUGAAACGGAUAAUUAGAGCAAGGAAGGAAUUUGCUGAGGACUUUAAAGCAGAAAAAUAUUGUUUAGAAUUAAAAAAGAUUAUCUAGUCUGUAGCCAGAGACUGUUUGCAUGCCUGGAUAGCUGAAAUAGUGGUAAAAGUACUUUAGUAAAUUAAAAAUCGUUUUAAUUAAUGUGGAUAUGACAGGUGUUUGAAAUACAAUUUUAUUUAAAGUUGUCUGAAAGUCACCAGGUCUUACUGAUAUUUUUCAACAAUUUUACCUUUCUCUCUUUUUUUCAGUACAUUUAAAAAAGCCUGAUAUUUUACUAGAACUGUCCGUUAUUUUUCACUGGAAAUUACAUAGCCUUGAUUAUAGAAAUUUUACAUUGUGAACAGUAACUCUGAGUCACCCUAUAUAAGAGAGAUAAUUUAAUGUUUCGAGCAAAAGUUAGGAGUUACGUAUAUAUUUUUCGGUUUAAUGCAAUUUUAUAAGAGCUAUUGGCUUGAUAGAAAGGAAUUGCGAUGCUACUCACACUCACUAGUUUAAAUUCACAUUCUUUAAAUAAUUGUUUUUGUCUUGUUUUGUAAAAUAAAAGUUCUGUUCAUUGUAUAAUAAGCCAUCGUGUCAUUUUUUAUACAUACAUUCUAUAGAUUAUAUAUUAUAUACUGUAUAUAUAUCUUGCAGAUAUUUUGAUGAAAUUUAAUAUAUGUGUACAUGAUGUGAUUGUGUUAAGUGUACAUGAAUGUGUAUGUAUGUACACAACAGUGUACAUGAAUAUUUGACUGACAAGCGUGGUUAAUUUUUUUUGCCAUGGUCUGAAUAAAAGGCAAUAUUAAAAUCUGAUACAAAACCUG